Molecule: messenger RNA, 566 nt
Organism: Macadamia integrifolia
Lineage: Eukaryota; Viridiplantae; Streptophyta; Magnoliopsida; Proteales; Proteaceae
Product: heavy metal-associated isoprenylated plant protein 26-like
Exons: 2
Coding region: 56-532 (158 amino acids)
Molecular function (GO): metal ion binding
Source: RefSeq, a predicted model, not a curated record
UUCAACUUCUCAAAUUUAACUUAAUAAGGCAAGAAAGACCGACCGAUCGAUCGAAAUGGGUGUUCUGGAUCAUAUCUCUGAGAUCUUUGAUUUCUCUUACAGGUGUAGUAGUAGAAGGAAGCUCAAGAAGCACAAGCAAUUGCAGACGGUGGAGAUGAAGGUCAGGAUGGACUGUGAAGGGUGUGAAAGGAAAGUGAAGAAAUCAGUGGACGGGAUGAAGGGAGUGACACAAGUGGAUGUGGAGCCCAAGAAAAACAAGGUCACGGUUACUGGGUAUGUGGACCCAAAGAAGGUGUUGCACCGUGUCCAGUAUCGGACGGGGAAGAAGGCGGAGUUUUGGCCUUACAUCCCAUACGAAAUGGUGGCCCACCCAUACGCUCCAGGUGCUUACGAUAAAAAGGCCCCAUCUGGGUACGUGCGCAACGUUCUGGUGGACCCACAGUCCUCCAAGUUGGCACGUGCCAGCUCUCUGGAGGAGAAAUACGUCUCCGCCUUCAGCGACGAUAACCCCAACGCUUGUUCCGUCAUGUGACAGACCACACAUCCACUCUCUCUCUCUCUCUUAG